CAAGAACGCAUCGCGCGCGAGGUGAUGGUGGAAGCCGAUAUGCGGCAGGCGGGGAGGAUGUGAGGUGCGCGCUGCGCGUGUAUAGGGAGGAUGCUGCUGGUGUACAGAAGAGUUCGCAAGUGUACAGGUGUGCGGGUGUACAUGUGUGCUGCCGACGCGCACUGCUCGGCAACAGGGGAAGCGAAGACGGGACCGGGAACAUUUUCCAUCUCUGCAGACUAUGACCCUCGGAAUCCACCCCGACCGCGGGGUGCUCCGCGCCCGCCACCGCGCCCUCUUGAUGCGCCUCCGCCCCAGCCACGGUCGCCGCCACCACCAUAUCCACCUCCACCACCGAAGCCGCCGCGACCACCGCCGCGGGGGCCUCCCCGGCCGCGCGAUUGGAAUCCUCCACCGCGGGGUGCACCACGUCCGCCGCCCCGGCCGCCUGGACCACCUCGUCCUGCACCGCGCUUUUUGACGCCGCCUGCUGCUUUAGGUUUAGGAAGGAAGC
This is a messenger RNA of Schizophyllum commune H4-8, 493 nucleotides long. RefSeq lists its product as uncharacterized. The record is from RefSeq and is a predicted model, not a curated record. The annotation marks the transcript as partial. The transcript has 4 exons. Lineage: Eukaryota; Fungi; Basidiomycota; Agaricomycetes; Agaricales; Schizophyllaceae.